AUGGAAACUGUUCUGAUAGCAGAAGAGAAGCUGAGGAAGAAAGCUGAGUCUGCUUCCAUGAGCUCUUCUACCAACACUGCACCUUCUUCAGAACACUCAGCUCAAAGAUCUGCUGUGGACCCGUCUGAUCAGAUAUGCAUCAUCAUUGAGGAUUUUGUACGUGAGGUGAAAAUGGUGAUGCAAAGCGCAAUCAGCAAGGUCGCCUCCUAUAAAGCGUCAUCAUGGUCCAAGGACUGGAAGACAACAUGCAGCUAUGUAGCCAAAGAGAUGCUAAACAUUCUGGAAACAAAAGCUCAGCCUUCCCACCAUGAGGACACUCCUGAUUUGAGAGAGGAACACGACAAAGACAGAAGACACACUGAAGAUCUUACAAGGAAGGUGAUCAUGGUGGUGCUUGAUGUCCUGGACAGCAGCAGUGCUGGGAGAGCAGAUAGUAAAACCGGUGAUCUGCUCAUCACUGCUGCUGAAAAGCUCAUAGAGAUGACCUCAUCUUCACAAUCAGAGCGUCUCUCUAGGCAUAAGAAGAAGCACAAAGCUCAGCUGUCUCAUGAGGAUCUCCAGGCAAAGGCCACCAGGGCUGUAGGUCAGGUGCUACUUAGCAGUGCUGGAGUUUGGGAAAGGAACAGUAGCUCCCCUGAGAUGCCCAGCAGCCUGGCCAGUCAAACGGAUCUGGACUCUAUGUUAGAGGCAAUGACUAAGGCAGGGUUCCCAACUGAUCUGAUUGAACACAACCUAGUCGUCAAAUCUAGAGAUAUUGUGAGCACUAUUGAAAGCAACAUGGACAUGUUGUCAUCAGCCAGCCACUCUUCAAAAAAGAUGGAAACUGAAGACUCUGGAGUUUUCUCCAUCAUGAACUACAUGAUCCAGAGAAUUAAGGAGAGACUGAAGAUAUUCUUUAGAGUGACGAAGCAACUUGAGAAGGAAAGAGGAUCAGCUGAACCUUCAUCAAAUGUGUCACAGGACUCAGAGACUUUGAUGGCCAAAUCUGUCCACAGAGCCAAAUCACAGGCACCAUCGGUGAACAAUGAUUUUCAGACAGAUGAUCCCACAGUGAGCUGCACAGAUGAGGAGGUUGGUACUGAGUCUCUUUUCAGGACAUGCUGUCAGAGCCAGACAGUUUUAUCAACACAGAGUGUUCCCACCUCUGAUGUGCAGCUCUCUAGAGUCCACAGUGUUUCCCAGUUAGAUGAUCUCACUGUAACAUGCACAAAUAGCAUUAUUAGUGAGAUUGUCCACCUUUAUCACUCAGAUGUGCUUUCUGAGUGUCCAACAUCAGUGACAGAUAAAGAUUCAGUGGAAAUACGUGACAUAUUUCAGGGUUUGGGAGAACUUGUCAGGACUAGCAGAUCUACUUCCAAGACUAGUUCAUCAGAUAAAGAUUUAGGAGAGUGUGAGGAUAUUUCACUCCCUAAACUAGACGUUUCUAAAGUAGAUCCUGCACUUGAUCAAACUUCAUCACACUGUUCUCUCAAGAACCUUCUCAGUGCUCAGUUCCAGAGUCAGGCAACACAGACUGUUUGUGACGUUCUUCUGAAAACAGGAGAAAAACUUUCCAUCUCAGGGUCCACACAGUCAUUCAAGUCCUCUUCCAGCCCAACUGUAUUCCUGCCACCUGCUGCUGCCUCUUCCUUCUACACUGAAGCUCAGUCUACAGCGUCAGACAUUGUCACAAGCUUUUUGAAGAAGCUGUGGAAAUGUUGUUUCUCAGCCCCAUCAGACAACGCUGGCACUUCAACUAAACCAGCUCCAAAGCAAAAGAAACAAGUACCCUCUGCUUCUCAAAGCAUCUACAGAGGUGUACAUAAGACGGUGUUUGGAUUUCUGCUGGGGCUCCAAAAAUCAGACAAAAGUGAAAAAUCAGAUCAAAGUGUGAUUUUAGUACAAGAACAGCCUAAAACACAAGCAGAGCUGGAAAGUGGGAGUGUCUUAUCAUUCAGGUCACCUCCCCAAACAAUAUCUCCAAGGUUCCAGCUUAAUUUAGACUCUUGUACGGAUGAGGUAAUUUCCAAAGUAGUGGAGUUGUAUAAGAGUGAGCUGCUUCUGUGUAGCUCCUCUAAAGCAUCUCUCCACAUCUCUACAUCCCUUCCUGAACAGCCUUCAGUCAGUCUGAAGACCAUUAAGCCUAAAAGCUUCCUGACUGAUGCUGCCCAGCUAGUGAGUGAUGUUUUAAUCAGGAGAUUCUCCUCACAGACGUCAAGUGUUGAAUCUGGACAACACUUUUUGGACUCUUCUAGAAAAACCUCCUCUUCACCUGUUUUCUCUCCCAGCUCAGCAGAUGUACAAGAUGCUGCUCUUAUCAUUGCUGAAACACUUGUUGACGCCUUAGACAGAUAUGUAGAGUCUAAGCAUUCAGCAAUGACCACUGUGAACAGCAGUUCUGAUAUGCUGAGCUGUCUUGAUGUCGUCUCACAGAUCUCUAUCACCAGCAUCCCGAAAGAUUCUGACACAUCGAAAAUGAAAACCUACUCAAACCCUUUUUUCAUUUUCAGAAAGGUAAAAGAUCUACUUAGUGAUCUUUUAAUGGAUGAACAGAGAUCUGAUCCCAGCCUAAUAUCUGCAGAGCCAGAGAGAUCCACUGACCAUGAGGUGGGUGCCUUUUUUGAGGAGCCUGAUUCUGCUGCUGAAAUUGUAGCAGUCACUCAGCCUCAGUCUCUCCAACGGCCAGCCUCUGAAAUGAACCAGCCGGACCCUCUGAUUUCUGAUGAGACCCUGAAGAGUCACGCAGACAGAUUAACAAAUUUGAUGACAGACAUUCUUAUAAAUACAGCAGAUCCAUCACAUGUUUGGAAGCAUUCCUCAGACUCAGUUCUGGAAACAGCCUGGGUGAGGAGCUCUCUGCUGAGAGACCCUAUCCAGGUUCUUUCAUCGCUGGUCUACGUCUUUGUAGACGAUUCAGUGAAAAGUUUGCUUCUGCACUUGCUGAGACUAAACCCAGCAUUUUCACGUGUAGCCGAUCAAUCAGCUUCAUUCACUUUCUCUGAUCGACACCUGAAAAGAAGCAGUGCAGGUUUUGAAGGCCAGAACUCAGAGAAGUCAACUGGCUUCACUGAAGCACAAAACCAUUUCACUGAGGCUCUUACAGACUCACAGAGCAAGAUGGAGAAUCCUCUGUCAUUGCUCGUGAAGUCUGAGCACUCUGAGAGGAAUCAUGAUGUCUCUGUAUUGGAUGUCAAGUCAGUUUGUGUAUCACCCACAACUUCAAGCACUGCUGGCACUGCAAUGGGUAGAGAAACAUUGGAGAACCUCAGCAUCUCCAGCCAGCAGUAUGAGAUCUACUCUUCCAGCUGCAGCCCAGUAAGUGAGAGCAGUCCCUAUUAUCCAAACCCUUUGGAUAUGAAAAAGAGGCGUGUAUUUCGUUUUAUUGUGGGUAAAUUAGCUCCUCUCUUCAGCAUCAGACUAAAGAAAUCAGGUAAAGUGUGUCCUGCUGGCCUGGUGUCUGACAGCCAUCAGUCUCCCUCCACCUCUGGAAAUCUUCAGAAGUCUUCACAGAGAGAAUCAAAGGUUUUGAUGACACCAUUUAAGAAAACCAGCAAUCGUCUGUCCAGGAUUUUCUCAGCCAUCCGCAGAGCACUGCCCAACCCCUUCCAGUGCCUGACUCCACCAUCAUAA
Colossoma macropomum (tambaqui) is the source of this 3609-nucleotide messenger RNA. RefSeq lists its product as uncharacterized. The coding region runs from base 1 to 3609 and encodes 1202 amino acids. The transcript is spliced from 4 exons. NCBI's taxonomy places the organism in Eukaryota, Metazoa, Chordata, Actinopteri, Characiformes, Serrasalmidae. The record is from RefSeq and is a predicted model, not a curated record.